Messenger RNA from Spirodela intermedia, 1770 nucleotides. Lineage: Eukaryota; Viridiplantae; Streptophyta; Magnoliopsida; Alismatales; Araceae. The record is from the annotation of a GenBank genome assembly.
AUGGUGGAGAAUCACUGCCUCUCUCUGGAUUUUUCUCUUCUUCCUCCCUCCUCUCCUUCCUUCGUGCUGCUGUUGUUCUUGUUGAUUCAUUUCCCGGGUUUUGUUCUCUUUGGCAGACCAACGAAGCAGUAAACCCUAAAGCGUACCCCCUGGCGGAUGCGCAGCUCACAAUCACCAUACUGGACCUCGUCCAGCAGGCCGCCAACUACAAGCAGCUCAAGAAGGGCGCCAACGAAGGUUUUGUUCUGUCUCUUCCGCCGAUUCUGUUUCUUCUGGGGUCUCCCCUUUGGACGAGUCUGCGAGAUCUGGUUUUUAGUUGUGUAGGAGGGGAUCUGGUGUGUUAUGGUGUUUGUAAUUAGCUCUCUGCGUCCCUUUUUUUGGCCAGCGACGAAGACUCUGAACAGGGGUAUUUCGGAGUUCGUAGUGAUGGCGGCGGAUACAGAACCUCUUGAGAUCCUCCUUCAUCUUCCCUUGCUCGCCGAGGACAAGGUAAUCUUCUCCUUUAAAAAAAUGAAGAAUGUUGAUCUGAAGAUUAUUCUACGCGUGAUUCUAUUCAUCCAGUUUUUUUUUUCUCUCAUAUUUUUUCGCGGACUUUGUAAUUAUUAAAAAAUGGAGGUAAUAAUCGAAUCCAUUCUUUUAAUUCUUCUUCGGAACUAUUUCUGGCACCGCUCCACUUUUUUCAUGAUGAUAUCCAUUUUUCAUGAAUCCGUCUGCCUGUAAUUACACUAUAGCUUUAUUGCUCUUCACAGGAUUAGAUUCUUCGUUUUUUUCUUCGUAUCAACAGAGUUUCGAUCAGAGAGUUCGUUCUCAUGAUCGUACCAAUGUCCUUGCAGCAUUUGAGCUGCUCUAGAUCAUUUCCUCUGUCCAACGUCCAUGCCUACGCCCAUGGUCAGCAUUCAGGCGUGGGCUGGUGUUCUAGGGGAUGCAAUAGCUUCAGAAUCUCUCUGCUGAUCAUGUUCAUCCCUGGGACUCUUAACGUAUAUACACCAUUGACGAUGUUCUUUCUCCCAUAAUAUCGAUAUCCUAGAUAGAAGUCUAAUAGUUAGAGAGAAGAAGAAUGAAAAGAUUAGAACAGGUGGUCUCAAAGAUUCCCGACAUAUUAUCUGUACUUCUAUCAAAGAUUUCUUGAAAAACAGUUAUUGCUGUUCAUCUAGGAGAAUGCUCCGGCUUCUGGUCAGACCCGUGAAAUGAGGGGACCUUUUUGUGAUUCUUGUUGAGUCAAUGCUAGUUUUUUGCAUAUCCAUUGCCCUAUGUCAUUGUUCAACUCCAAGCAAGCUCUUGGCCUGGAGUUAUUUGCACGCCGCCUAGAAGCUAACCUCCCUCCUCCCUCCCUCUCUCUCUCUCUCUCUCUCUCUCUCUCUCUCCGUCUCUCUAGAAUACACCUGAUCUUUUUGGGUCAAGAACUCUUUCUAUGUAUAUAAACAAUGUACGCUAUGCCUUUUUACCUUCCCAAAUAAACUCAGGACCGAGGACUACAUGAAUGCACAGAAGCUGAUAUCUCUCUCUGUUUCUCUCUCUAGAAUGUACCGUAUGUCUUUGUGCCUUCCAAGCAAGCCCUUGGCCGAGCAUGCGGGGUCACCAGGCCGGUGAUUGCCUGCUCCGUGACCAGCAACGAAGGUAGCCAGUUGAAAUCCCAAAUACAGCAGCUCAAGGUAAAGAUCCUCUGCAAUCUUCGCCAUCUCCUUUUUCUUGUUUUAAACCUCAAUCUCAGCUCCAACCGAAACCUCUCUCAUCCAUGGUCAGGAUGCCAUCGAGAAGCUCCUGAUCUAG